Pseudovirgaria hyperparasitica is the source of this 1950-nucleotide messenger RNA. RefSeq lists its product as uncharacterized. The record is from RefSeq and is a predicted model, not a curated record. Bases 1 to 1950 code for a protein of 649 amino acids. NCBI's taxonomy places the organism in Eukaryota, Fungi, Ascomycota, Dothideomycetes, Acrospermales, Acrospermaceae. The transcript has 2 exons.
AUGUCGCUUCGGCAGCCUUCCUCGACGGACUCCGGAGGGGCCGCAAAAGAAUCGAAACCAGUCUCCAACAUCCAGAAGAGCCAAGGUCAGCAGAAGAAUAUUACUUCGUCGAUCUCUACAGGCCGUAAUGAUAAGGAGCCCUCUGAGUGCUCCAGCAUCGAGGUGAGGUUCAUCAACCGGCCAGACGGUACACCCCUGACUACGAUCAUCGAGCGCAAUUCAUGCUCAACGUUGAAUUCGAAAGCGUCAACGCUCCCUACACGUUGGCGUUUUAUACGGAAGGAGGUUCCGCCAAUAUCUGAAGGUUCAAUUGAACACAAGACAUUGAUGGAACCCACGUGUGAUCAGUUACGCGAUUCAGCGACACCUCUUGCGGCGGUGACGGGGUGGAAAGCGCCCCAACCUUCCUCAAGAGUCUCUACAGAGACAGCAAUAAUCCAGACCGGGACUGUUGUGUCAGCUGCAUCAUACAACCCAAUGCCACCACCAACAAGACCGGAGAAAAGUGCUGCUCCGGAAGAGAGUCCCACGGAACUCACCAAUUUACGGUCCGCCAAGCAAACCCUUUAUUGUGUGUUCAAUACACUACUCAGGAUUCUGCAAUCGCAACAUGUCGAUAAGCGAGCUUCUGAAGCACUACUCAUUGACCAGUGUCCAAGAAGGGCCAUAAUACCUCCUGACAUGGGGAAAGCGUCUUGGCAACUGACCAACGAACCUGGAAAGGUCAUCUGCGAAGUUCAGGUAGAAGCAGUCUCACAUACUGAGUCAUCCCUGCCUCUAAAGGAAAGUUUUGUAGCUGGUUCUACAAGUCAGAAGGACCCAACUGGUAACUCACAAGACGUGACACAUGCGCCCAUCUCAUCGACUCGCAUAACAGAUCGCUCACCUACAUACUCCCUGUUCCCCUCUCUAACUCUGUCUCCGCCCGUGUCGCCAACCUUUCCACCGGGCAAGACCAUCUCCUCAUCCAUCCGAGAGCAUCGUAUCGAACCAUCGUAUAAACCUAAGCAAGACAUUAUCUCAAGAUUAGCUAUCGAAAAUGAACCCGCACGACCUACUACAAGCCCCAAUGAACUCCAUUCCGAGUGUAGAGAACGGUGCAAGAGUCGAACGGGCAAAUCCGCUGAAGGUAGCAUUAGUGCGCAGCCCUUCAGCUCUGAUACAGAAACUAAAACAUCCUCGGCAAAACUGGCGACAACGGGUCUCGGAAACGCUAAGUCAGCUUCAAGACAUUCCGAACGGAAUCAUCUCGUCUUCGACAUUAACAACAACCAGUCAGCCCUUUUUGACGCCUCUGGAGACCCUUUCAUCACAGCCUACCCCGACAGACGCGUCGUCCAUAUCCAUUCCGCUGCACUACCAAUUCUCCUACCAAUCGCUGCAGCAGAAGGGAUCGUCAGACCAAUUGCUCGCAGGCCCAAAGCGUCACUCGACGUUUCACGACAAGAUAAAGAUCCGAUUCAAUCGUCUCCCACCGUGGUUGCAGGUCGUGGUCAUGACCGCCGUCGUCGUCGUCAUACUUCCCUACUUGAUCGGCUACAUGAUGUAUCAUUGGUGCAAACUGAUGGGGAAGCGGGUGGUGAGAAUCAGUCGGCGAAAGAUAAGGAGGCGAGGACAGGGCAAAGGGAAGCAAAACGUAAACCUAACAAAUUAAUAAAGCAGAAGAAGGGUUCCGUGUCUGGAGCAUGGGGCCUUCGUACGGACGGCGGACGUGAUACACCCGACCUCGUGCAGCUAGAGCCCAUCUCUACUAAUGCUCCGCUCCCAUCAGCGAUUCCCGACGAAGGACAGAAGCUACGUCACCGUGUAGGGAGCCGAUUUGGACGGAUUUUUAGAUCCUGCUUUUGUCAAUCUCGUCGAGGAAUUGGAGGGGAUAGAAAUGACGACGACGAACUGGACGAGAGCCCACGACGUGUCACGCCGCGCAGAUUAUCCCCAGCCGCGAAAUGA